AAGCCAGGCUUUUAUUUUGAAAAGGGUCUUUUCGGUGGGCGAUAGACCGAAAUCACAGAGUGGUCUCCCGCUUCACAUUACUUCUGCUGCGGUCAACAGAUGAGAUGCACACAGAGUCGUGAAUGACCGUAAACCACGUUAAGACGCUCUGUUAAAUCUGUUCUCAUUUAUAUCUGUUGACAUUUGCUUCCUCCGAGCCCGUUUGACAUUGAUCAUCCAGGUUGAAGCGGGAUUGUUAGUCUAGGUAAGAGAGAGAGAGAGCAGUAGAGGAGGAGGAGGCCACUCCUUUGAUAAACUGAGCGGACUUAAAAAGCUGUCUUCAUGCAGCUGCUGCUGUGUUAUAUUUACAUUCAGCAGGUGUGUUUGUUCAUAAAUCACUAGAGCUGCGUGUUUGGAUCCUUCUGGAAAUCUCGCGUGUAUCAUUAUUCUCGUGUCGCAUCUUCAAAGACGAAACAAUGUAACCUGGUAACACGAAUGCAGGCUAGAGUUAAGAAGAUCUUACAGCAGCAGCAGUGAGCCGGGUCAAAGUGAAGUGAAAGCCCACACAGAUCCAGCCAUGCUGGAGGAGGACAUGGAAGUGGCCAUCAAGGUGGUGGUGGUGGGGAACGGAGCGGUCGGGAAGUCCAGUAUGAUUCAGAGAUACUGCAAGGGCAUCUUCACCAAGGACUACAAAAAGACCAUUGGGGUUGACUUUCUGGAAAGACAGAUAAUAGUUAACGGCGAGGACGUCAGAUUGAUGUUGUGGGACACGGCCGGACAGGAGGAGUUUGAUGCCAUCACCAAGGCCUAUUACAGAGGGGCUCAGGCCUGUGUGCUGGUGUUCUCCACCACCGACAGAGACUCGUUUGAGGCCAUCAGCAGCUGGAGGGAGAAGGUGGAGAUGGAGGUGGGCGACAUUCCCACCGUCCUGGUGCAGAACAAAAUCGAUCUGCUGGAUGACACGGUUAUCAAGAAUGAAGAGGCUGAAGGUCUUGCUAAGAGGCUGAAGUUGAGAUUCUAUCGGACAUCAGUGAAGGAAGAUCUCAACGUCAAUGAAGUUUUUAAGUACCUAGCUGACAAAUACCUGCAGCGACUCAAACAACAGUCAGCGGAAGAGACCGAGGUUGUUCACACAUCCAGCAAUAAAAUAGGCGUUUUUAACACUACCGGUGGCUCUCAUCCGAACCAGAAUGCCAGUGAUCUGAAUGGCCGUGAGGUCAUAAAUCUGCGCCCAAACAAGCAGAGGACGAAGAAAACAAAAAACCCCUUCGGUAGCUGCAGACUGCUGUAGAGCGGCUCCUGAUUCACUGCUGGGGUCGAUGAGCCGCAGGUGACAUGAGGCUUCACUAAACAUAAAGAAAGGUCUCUUCAUCCACAGCAGAUCUGUCAUAUUCUGUGUUUCAUACCAUCAUGGACUCCUGUGGAUGAGUGUGUCUGCUGCGGGUGAAUGUUUGCGCACCCGAGCCCUCUGCUGGCUGCAGCUGCUUUAAACACUAGUUUUUAAAUUAGAUGGUGAAUUUCUGCGCCAAUAGGAGCAUCAGUCAGAAUUGCGUAAAAAAAUAUGACACACAAUAUGCUCUACUGGCGCAGAAGUGACUUGACUGUGUCCUAAAAGUCAAAAACAACCCACAGUGAGUGACAGUAAAUUGGAGAUCUGUUAAGCUAUUUUUGUACGAGUAUCAAAAUGGACACUGCCCGUCCUCACAUUUUAACAAUGAUUAUGGCUCAAAAUUUAAAUGAGAAGCGAAUAUAUUUUCUCACAGAUGUGCAUUAUUUGAUGUGGUACACAGCAGGGUAAUAAUCAGAUUUUCUCUAAUGAGAUUAAUUACAAAAGAAAAAAAAAUCAGAUUUUUAACACACCAUUUGUGCUUUUGGACUGUUCAUCGUUUGUGCAAUAUGUUAUUAUCGAUGGAGAUGCAUCAUUUGCAAUCUUCCCUUAAAAGUAAUGUUCAUUUGUUUCUUAUAUGAACAGUGUCAUGAAGUUCAACCUGUAUGUUCUUAUAGGUAUUUUUGUAUGAAAAAUGUAGUAAAGUAAUGACUUACUUAAAUCCAUAACAUUUAACACAGUGCCAAAAUGUUUCUAAACUCUACGUACUUGUAAGAAAUGUAAAUAGCGUUAGUAAAUGGUUGAUCAAGUCAGAUUUUUAGAUAUUGUUUCAAAUGAAAUCAACAUCAUUGAUAUGCAUCACCAUGCUCUUCUGAGACUUUGUCAUAUUCUAACUCAAUACCAAAUGCAAGAGGUGGAAUUAUAUAAACACAUUCUUUUGGAAUAAGGAAGUUUAACUUUUUUUUUUUAUUAUUCAUUUGCUGACAACUGGCAAUGCUGUCAGAUAUUACAGCAUAUAACAUCAUACACUCACUGCUAGGGCUGGGCGAUAUAGUUACUAGAAAUUAUGUAUUGAUAUUAUUAAGCCUUUUGAAGUUAUUCUACAUUCUACUUAAUAUAUAUGCAUUUAUUUUUUCAAUCGGUCAUUUUAACCAAAAAGCCACUGUAGUAAAUUAUGCAUCAAAAUGUUCACACUAAAAUGCAGUAAAAAUCAUGCAUAAUUCUACACUGUUUUAAACUAAAUGAACACAAUUACAAUUACAGCUUCGUUGCUGUGGUAUACGAAAACGGUUUCGUCUAUCAACAUGAAAUCCAUAAUUUUUUGCAAGCACAGUCUAAAAAUGAUACGAUUCCAUUUUGGUGAAAUUCGGACAAACAGUCUAGGAGGAGUUAGAAAAAGUAGGUUAUGAAAAAAAAAAAUCAAAAUGGUGGACAGGAAGUUUGGCAAAAUAUGGCAAAAUUGGUAUGUGUUCUCGGCAUGACCCAAGGAAUCUGUUAAGACCAGUUUCAUUUAUUCAAAAGUUAUUAGCAUUUUUGUAAAUUUCAUUAUAACUUUUGACCACAAGGUGGCGCUGCCCUGAAACUUUUUGAGUACUGUUAGGGCAUAGUGCCAAAGGCACAUACCAAGUUUCGUAGCGAUACACUGUUCAUAAAAUUUUUUAAUGCCAAAAUUCAAAAUGGCUGAUGCCCAAAAUGGCCAGUAUGGGAUUUCAAAUGGCCGAAGGUUUUAUGAUUUUUAUGAAGACCACUUUUAUGAUUUUUGGACAAAGUUCUAAACAAAAAUAGCAAUUUUUCAUAUCUCCGGACCAGUAGGUGGUGUUGUGCCGAAAUGCAGCAUGUUACCUCAGGUCAUGCUUGUGAUGACAUGGACCAAGUUUGGUCUGAAUACGAUAAAGCGUUGAGGAGAUACAACCUUGCGUCUAUUUUCGCAAGCGCUAUGUAAAAUUCGUUUGCAUGCUUUUCGAAAACGGUUUGACAAAUCGACUUGAAUUCCAUAACUUUUUGUCAGCAUGGUCUGAAGAUGAUCUGGUUCAAUUUUUGUGAAAAUCGGAGUAACGGAGGAUGAGUUUGAAAAAGUAGGUUUUUCAUAGAAUUAAAAAUGGGUGCAAUCGAAUUGGCUUGAGCAACGGAAUCAGAGGAAACUCCUUACGGUUCAAAAGUUAUUAGCAUAAACAUGAGUGCAAAUUUGGACAGGCGGUGGCGCUAGAGGGAUUGAGUUACAGACUCCAAAUUUGCUAUGUCGACAUAUCAGACUGUUCUCUAUCUGUGUGCCAAAUUUCACAACAUUUUAGCAUACGGUUCUAUGGGCUGCCAUAGACUCGAGCGGAAAUUGAAGAAGAAUAAUAAGAAGAACGCCAGCGAUUAUAACAGGUACCUAUGCACCUUUGGUGCUUGGCCCCUAAUUAAAUUUAAUAAUUUUCAUUCAUCUACACACCAAUGUAACAAAAAAAUAAAUAAACCUCAAUGUUUACUUACAUAUAUUGUUUUGCUGUUUAUUUACUAAAGCAUUGAAGUCCUUAAAUAGGGAGGAACAUUAAAAAAAAACUUUAAAUGAAUGUAUUGCUAAACAAAUCAGCAUAGAAUACAACUCAGUAGGGAACAAAGUAGGGAUGGGCCCGAACGUGACAGCGACCAUCGAUCAUAAAAAUAUAAGUCACGGCGAUCAUCGUUUUCAUGAUCGAUGGUCAGAAAAAAAGAGCAGCUAUUCCAGGGAUCCAAGACCAAGUCCUAUCUAUUUGAAUGGGCUCAAACAGCAUUAAAAAAAAGCCAAUGCGCAUGUGCAGUCUUAAGUGCGAGUCUCGGGUUUCUAUGGGAACCGGAGCCUCUAACGACAGCUGCAGUGAUACAAUGACUUUAUCAAUCAGCGACUGGCUCUUUUACUUAGAAGGCGGGACGUAUUCCGCCAUAUUGCGCGUUGCAGUUUCUGCCAUUCAUAACUAAUAGGAGUGAACCAUCUUUUUCUAUCUAUAGUCUUUGAUUAGACACAGACCCUUGUUUAGCCUGUGUUUCAUCGCAUUGUUACGGGAAGAGCGCAUCCACAUAGAAGUUACACAUUCUGAGCACGGUCAAGUUCACGUGUGCAUUCACUUCCUUUUGUGCAAAUGUAAGUUGUAAUAUUACUUUUAUGUUGUAUAUAUCUUAAUAAUUUCAUAUAAGAUGCAUUUGUUUGAGUCUAUUAACCCGCUAUAGCAAAGCGCUUCGGUUUCCCAGUGUUCAUUCACUCUUCAGCGUCAGUGACAUUAGUGAUUGAGUUAUUUGAAACAAUCAUAUUUCAUAUAUCAGGUUUCUUGUUCAAAACAUUGAUGGUGCGUUACUAACAACAACAAGUUAUUUUCUCGUCACAGUUUCAUCAACAGUAUGUUUUAAUUCAAAAAGCCUAGUUUCGUCAUGACGGGCAUAACAACCCCGCCCCCUAUUAACCGAUUAAUCGUUUUACCAAAGAACUUUUAUUGACAAGAAGUGAAACUCAAUAGAACGUUCCAUUGCGACACCGGCACCCAGCAGCAGCCCUACGCUUCCGCCAUUUUGGGGUGAAAGUGAUUUGGCAGUCUACUAGUGUCUUGCUGUCGCUAUGACAAUAUCAACUGCUUUGUUUAAAAAAAAAAAAAAAAAAAAAAAAAGUACAUUAAAGCUGAAAUCCAACCUGAAUGAUGACAACACAUGAUAACGUACAAUCACUUGUGAUCAUCAAAUACAUUUAUCAGUGAUCAUUUAACAGUUUAUUUUACAGACUUUGUGUUUACGUCUUCCACUUUUUUUCACAAAACCUUUGCUCUCUAGAAACCCAGUCAGUUUGGGUUAAAAUUCUUUGAAGUUCAAGUAUUAGCAUUAUAAACACUGAAUUAAUACCAACAUAUGAAAUUAAAUUAAGGACAUGCAUCAGAAAAAUUGGGAAUGUUGGACAAUAGAACAGCUUGACAGUAAACUGUUUUUGCAGUGUUGUCUUAUAUUAAUGUCCGUUAAAGCAAGACUAUGUAAACAAAAAAACACAACCACUGUGUCCAAAAGUGGGAAUUAUGGGAUAACAGACACAGCAAUGCAUCAUGUUCUAUUAUCAUGUUUAUAGUGUGAUCCAGGAGAUUAAAACGUACAAUAUAUAUUUCAGACCUAGUGGAGUAAUAGUAACUAAUAAUAGUAAUAGUAAAUGUGAAAAGUUGCAUAAAAUGGAAAUACUCAAUAAAGUAGGCUAAAACUACCUCAAAUGUAUACUUAAUGGUUGGAUUCCACAAUUGAUAACAUAAAACAAAUAACACAAUACAACAUUGACUGUAGGUGUCAUAAAAUUUAAUGAUGGUUUAAUUUGAGAAAUGUUCUAUUGCGCUUCUGAUUUGGCUGUGAGAUUCGCAGAUUUUGUGUGAUUUUCGUCAUUCUGUCUGUUUCUGUGUAUCUGUGCUGUUGUCCAGUUGGCAUUUUCACCCCAAAAUGGCGGCCGCGCUUCCAAAGCGCCACCUAGUGGCCGUUACCAAAAAAGCUGAGUUUCAACUCUUGGCUUCUAUACUCUUUGGUUUUACCAAGCAGUACUUGAGAAAAAAUGCCCAUCCCUACUUCAAAGUACUGCUGUUGUUUUGAAUUUUAAAUAACAUGUAAAAGAUAUAAAGAUUUACCUUGAGGCCAAUGACCACUGCCUUAAGUGUUUGCUUGAAACCCUUUUCAUUAUUAUUUUCAUAACCCACUCACUCACUAAUGUUCUUGCCGCUAAAGUUAAAAUCUGAUUCUAUAAAAACAUCUCUGUAACGCUCUACUCUCACAAAUAGAUCAUGAAACAUGUCUGAUUACAAUUUCUGUAGGACAAACUAGAAAUGAUCAUUCAGUAUAUCGCCCAGCCCUUCACUGUACACAUUUCAUUAUGUUGCUAACAUAUUUUUGAAUUCAUAAAAUAUCAAACGCUUGAAGUUUUUCAUCAUGAUGUCUGUUUUAUCAUGUGAAUUACUGGAAUCCAUAUUCUUCGUUAUUAAAAAGUAAAUGCACAUAUUUUAAGCGAGUUACACUCACCAUCCUCCCAGAACCAUGAAAUUACAAUCAAAGUAUAAAACUCACUUUAAAGUUUCCAGAAUACAUCUGAGUAACGGUUAUCAAGUUUAGCAUCGAUUCCUCAUCCAUCACCUGUUUAUCACCUGGGGCUGAAUUGCACUGAGACAGUAUUAGGCUUUAUAUAUAUGUACAGGAAACCAUUCCAGAAGUUUGUUUCAUGUAGGUGAACGUAUAAUUUAGAUUUCUAGAGGAUCUAUGACUAAAUCUAGCCUCCCAAAGCUCCAGAGCCUUAACCACUAAACGCACAAGAGUGACCGCAACAAAUGAAAGUUUUAGUGCAAGUGUUGAAUUGAGCUUACUGAAAACUUAAAUGUGCUAAAUGUUUUACUAAAUUUGGGUCCAUCAACCCAACAUUCCCUCUCUGAGUUUCAUGCUUUACAAUGUAAGUGAAUCAGAGGAUGUUACUGAAUUGUUCACCUUUCCACAUUAUUCUAAAAUAAUCUCUGAUGGAUUGAAAGGAAUGGGUCGGUUUUCCACAGAUUUUGUGCUCCAGUGCGAGGGAUUCCUUCCAUGUGGCUUAACUUUUGAUUGAUUGUAUUUAUUCAUGAAACGCAUGCCUUGAUUUAUGUUUGAAUGUGGAAACAUGGUACUUCGCCACAAGGGCCUUCAUGUUUACAGCGCUGGAUAUACCUGAUUAUUAUUGAUGUUCACAUGACGACACUACAGUGGACUAAAGGCACUUUAUUCAUCUGAUAUAAUUCCUGAUCAUGUUAUUGUUAGGUUAUUUUAAAUAUACAGUAAGGAUAAUUUUUUCUAAUAUGAAAACUGCUUUCAAAAUUGAUUUCUUUUCUGUUUUAGUUUUUCAUUCUUCUUUAUACUGAUGUAUUCAUGACUUUCUAGUAGAUGUUGAGAAUAUGCCAGCACCCUUCACUACCUGCGUAUUUCUUAGUCAGCAGAAUUGUCAUUUGAAGUGAUUGUUUUUCACGGUAUGAUAAAAAGGUCUGUUCGGAUGUUUUAUCUGCCGUGCCACACAGUUCAACAGGUGAUACUUCGCUCCGUUUUGUUUUUGGUUUGUUGGGUGGUUGUUAAAAAUGGACAAAAUAAAGAAUCUAUUGUA
Messenger RNA from Ctenopharyngodon idella (grass carp), 7394 nucleotides. RefSeq names its product RAB23, member RAS oncogene family (gene rab23). The transcript has 7 exons. The record is from RefSeq and is a predicted model, not a curated record. The coding region runs from base 557 to 1270 and encodes 237 amino acids. Gene Ontology annotation, molecular function: GTP binding; GTPase activity. Lineage: Eukaryota; Metazoa; Chordata; Actinopteri; Cypriniformes; Xenocyprididae.